AUGUUUGUAGACUCACCUGCUGCUGCUGCUUCUGCUGCUACUGUGGCUGCUGCUUCUGCUGCCACUAUGGCUGCUUCUUCUUCCGCCACUGGUUUUGUUGCAACAAAUUUUUCGGAGAGGCUGGACCAUGCACGAGAGGCCAACGGUGUGCAGCCCGAUGAAGAACAGCGACCCUCCGUAUUGCGAUCAAUCGUAUUACGGGGCAGUUUGGAGCGCUCCUUCAACUCUAUUGCGAGCUCUUUAUCUAAUAUCUCAUUUUCUAACCUACUUCUCGGUCUACCCGUGUGCCUGCCUGACCUUGCACUACCAGCUACGCUAGGAGAGGAUGUUGACAAAAUAAAGGAGGCUGAGUAA
Messenger RNA from Opisthorchis viverrini, 354 nucleotides. RefSeq lists its product as hypothetical. The coding region runs from base 1 to 354 and encodes 117 amino acids. The transcript has 3 exons. Lineage: Eukaryota; Metazoa; Platyhelminthes; Trematoda; Opisthorchiida; Opisthorchiidae. The record is from RefSeq and is a predicted model, not a curated record.